Molecule: messenger RNA, 5838 nt
Organism: Arabis nemorensis
Lineage: Eukaryota; Viridiplantae; Streptophyta; Magnoliopsida; Brassicales; Brassicaceae
Source: the annotation of a GenBank genome assembly
AUGAAUCCUGGUGAUGGGUUUUUCCGGGUUCCUUUGGAGAAUCAAACUCAAAAGGAGUUUCAAUUCAUGGGUUCUUGGAUUCCAAUUACACCUAAGAAACCCAUGCAAGGUAGAUCAAGUGUGAUUGUUGAUGAGAGAGUGAUACAACAAGAUCUAAAUGGGGUUCCAAAUGGUGGAUUUUGCAACAAUGGUGUUGUACAAGAUCUUAACUACGCAGUGCAGGGGUUGGAUCAAAAUGAGGUUUAUGACAAUGGAUGUCAUCAGGGUGUGAUCAACAGAAAUAGGAUGAUUAAUGGCUUAGCAGGAUCAUGUGCACAAGCCAGGAGUAAUAGUGAGAGAGGAGAUCUUUUGGGUAGGAGCAAUGCAGCUUCUCUUUUAGCACCAGUUAUCAGAACCACCACUGGUAAUGUGGAGCUGGUCAAUGGAAACUUUACUUCAGAUGCGGGUAUGGUAAACGGUUCUUUCAACCAGAGUGGCGGUCCUCAAGCUGGCUAUAAUGAUUUUGAAUUGGACGACUUGUUGAAUCCUGAUCAGAUGCCCUUCUCCUUCACCAGCCUGCUGAGUGGUGGAGAUCACUUAUUCCAGGAUCCUCAGUAUGGAACUCCAGCAUGUAGCAGGCCUCUUUACAAUUUGAAUUCACCACCUAGAACAGAAGCAGUUGGGUCUGUCUGUGAAAGUUCUUUCCAACCUGUACCGUCAACGCCCACUCUGCCCAGAACGGGUCAAGAGAAUGGAUUCCUGGAAAAGAUCACAACCACUGGACGUGAAAUCACAGAGCAGAAAUCUGACAAAAGCAUGCAGACCAUUCUGGACCCGUCUGUUGUUAAUUCGACGGAAAUUACUGAACAACAGGAUGGCAGCAGACAAAAUGAUCUGGGGUUUGAUCUUAACAAGACACCUCAGCAGAAACCCUCGAAAAGGAGAAAGAAGUUCAUGCCCAAGGUGAUCGUGGAAGGGAAACCUAAAAGGAAACCACGCAAACCUGCAACUCAGGAAAAUGUGAAAUCUAAAGAAACCGGGAGUGGCAAAAGGAAGAAAGCUCAAAAGACAAACUUGAAAGAAUCAGCAGCUGAAAAGCCAGCCAACGUUGAAGAUAUGAGCAACACAAUCCCUGAAGUUACUGUCAAAAGUUGCAGAAAAGCUUUGAAUUUUGACUUGGAAAAAUCUGGAGAUUUGAGGCAAGGUGACUCUGAGUCUGAAGUUGUCCAGAACGCUAGUGGUUCAAACUCAGUUUCUGAGACCAGGGAUGCCACUGGUGGAACUAGUGGUAGUUGCUUGGAUUCAGUAACACAAGUAGACCAAACCGAUGGAUUGGUGGCUACGAAACAGCCACUUGACGCGUCAAUGAGAAACCAGCCAGAUGAACUAUCAACGGGAGCAAAAGAAUCCAGAGUAUUACAAGCAAAUCAUACUCGAACAGUGACCAGAGACCAACAACCUGAAUUAUUGAUUGGGAACCAGCAAUGCCAGUUCCCAUUGGCAACGCAGAACACCCAGUUCCCAGUGGGUAACCAACAAGCUUGGCUUCAGAUGAAAAACCAACUCCAUGGCUUUCCAUUCGGUAACCAGCAACCUCGCAUGACCACGAGAAACCAGCAGCCUUGCUUGGCCAUGGGUAACCAACAACCUAUGUAUCUGAUAGGAACCCAACGACCUGCGUUGGCGAAUGGAAACCAGCAACCAAGAGUUCUCCAAGGGAACAAGCAGCCUAUAUAUUUUAAUCAGCAAACGCAGCAGGCGUGUUUACCUGCUAUAAAUCAGCAAUCUGGAUCACCAACAGGCAUGCACCAGCGUGUUGUGUCAACAGGAGGGCAACAACAUGGACUACUAAACCAGCAACUUGGAUUUUUGUUAAGAAACCAGCAACAUGAAAUUCUUAUGAGAAACCAGCAACCUGGAUCAUCAUUGAGAAGCCAGCAGCCGUGUGUACCUUUAAUGAACCAGCGACCUGGAAAUCUGAAAGGUUUUACUCACUUGAAUCCAAUGGUUACUGCCUGCAUGUCACCGCCUGGGGUUCGACCUCCUCAUUCUCAAUCACAAACUCCGGCAGCGAAUCUGCAUGUGGAAUCGGUUUCCAGGGGUUUGAUUGGGACUGCAGGUACAUGUCAAAGAAGCAAGACUCCUGAAUACGGUUCUUUGCAGCAAGAUAUUCGUCAAGGAAAUGGGUACAUCCCAUUUCAAGGGAGGUCCAACGGUGAAUCUUUUGACGUAUACAAGAAAUCAUUAUCUCAAAACUCUUCUUUGCCAACUCCAGUUUUGACUAAACCUGUCGAAGCCAGGGGCUCAAAGAGACAGUAUGAUCGUGCAAUGGAACAGAUGCAAAACCAUGAUUUGAACCCAGUAGGUCGUUGGCCUUUGCUCCAACAGAUUUCUCAUAUACAAGAUGUGGAAAGACAGAAUUUAGAAGCUGCAAAGAAAAUGAAAAUCCAGAAAGGAGUCCAAGAAAAUUUGCAUGGCAUGCCUCCUGAGAUAAUAGAAAUCGAGGAUGAUCCAACUGAUGGGGCAAGAAAGGAUAAAAAUAAUGCUAGCAUCAACGAAACUGCAUCUAAUGGAAUUCUCAGUGUAGUUCAAAAUUCUACAGAUAAUGAGAAAUGUAUUGUCCCUAAAACGCCCAAAAGAAAGGGUCCUGCUGGGAGAAAGAAAUCAGUUCCUCCGCCUGCUCAUGCCUCAGAGAUCCAGAUUUGGGAACCUCCUCCUGGCAAGACAUCUUCAUCAAGAAGUAAAGUUAAAGAGAAAGCGAAGAAGUCCAUACAUGAUUCAGGGAAAUUAAGAGGUCCAUCCGGAGAAUUUCUAUAUCAAGAUUCUAUGGCAGAAAUAGUAUUUAGGUUGCAGAAUCUAAAUCUAGGUGACAGAACCAGAGAACAAGAUCAAAAUGCACUUGUCUUAUACAAAGGCGAUGGUGCAGUUGUUCCAUAUGAGAUCAAAAAGCGAAAACCAAGACCUAAAGUUGACCUUGAUGAUGAAACAACUCGGAUAUGGAAUCUACUGAUGGGGAAAGGAGAAAAAGAGGCUGAUGAAGAUAUGGAUAAGAAAAAAGAGAAAUGGUGGGAAGAAGAGAGGAGAGUUUUCCGAGGGAGAGCCGAUUCAUUCAUCGCCCGUAUGCAUCUUGUACAAGGGGAUAGGCGUUUUUCGCCAUGGAAAGGGUCAGUGGUUGAUUCGGUCAUUGGAGUUUUCCUUACCCAAAAUGUCACGGAUCACCUUUCAAGCUCUGCUUUUAUGUCACUAGCAGCUCGAUUCCCUCCAAAAUCAAGCAGCAAGCAAGAAGAUGAAAGACAUGUUAGAAGCGUAGUUGUUGAAGAUCCAGAAGGAUGCAUUUUGAACUUAAAUGACACCCCUUCGUGGAAUGAAAAGUUUCAAAAUCCAUCUGACGCGCAAGUUUCUGGGGUUGAUAGUGGCUCAAAAGAGCAACAGAAGGACUGUUCAAACUCUGGAAUCGAAAGAUUUAAUUUCUUAGAGCAGAGUAGUCAGAACUUGGAAGAGGAAGUAUUAUCAUCACAAGAUUCUUUUGAUCCUGCAAUAUUUCAGUCGUGCGGAGGAGUUGGAUCCUGUUCAGGUUCCAAAUCAGACGCAGAGUUUUCUACAACCAGGUGUGAAACAAAAACUGUCAGUGGAUCAGCACAAUCAGAGAAAUCCGGGAGUCCAAAUUUGUCUGAUGAAACUUGCCGUCAAGGGAAUGGGAGACCGAUUCUAUAUGAAGGAUCCGGUGAUGUUCAGAUACAAAGAACUGCAAGUGUCAUACAGAAGAAACCUGAUUUAGACAAAACAACGAACUGGAAGGACUCUCCUCCCUCUUUUGGUCAGCCAAGCAAUCAUACUAAUUGGCAAAAAGGACAGGCCAAUCCUUCCAGCAGCUAUGAGCAGAGCACGAUUCAGAAGCCACAGGUAUUAGAUAUAGAGGAUUUUGGAAUGCCAGGUGAUGGCAUUGGUUAUUCUUGGCUAUCAAUUUCACCAAGAGCUGACAAAGGAAAAAACAAAAAAGCACCUCGCAGAGUGUUCAGAAAAGGUGGAAACAAUGGACCAUCAAAUCCUCAUGAAAUACCAGGAUUGGGAUUGUCUACUUCCUCAAGCACCCAGCAAGUGCACCAGGGUGAUGCAAAUCAACAAUGUGGCACUCAACAAGAUGAGAUGAACAAAGCAUCCCAGUUACGAGAAACAUUUAUGGAUCUGCUCAACUCCUCUGAAGAAUGUCUUACAAGUUUGCAAAACGUAUUGGUCGAAUCGAAUUCCAGCAACAAUGAGCAUACGGCAACUGAAUUCACCGAGACAAAUUCGACUAUUGUACGAGAGAUGAAAGGGACGAUUGCUGAUGGGAAAAAGCCUACAAGCCAGUGGGAUAGUCUCAGAGAGGAUGUGAUGGAGAAUAAAGGGAGAAAGGAACGAAGCAAAGACAGUAUGGAUUCCAUAGACUAUGAAGCAAUUAGACGUGCUAGUAUCAGUGAGAUAGCCGACGCUAUCAAGGAAAGAGGGAUGAAUAACAUGUUGGCUGUACGAAUUAAGGAUUUCCUUGAACGGAUAGUUAAAGAUCACGGUGCCGUUGACCUUGAAUGGUUAAGAGAUGUUCCUGCUGAUAAAGCCAAGGACUAUCUCUUGAGCAUAAGAGGAUUGGGUUUGAAAAGUGUAGAAUGCGUGCGACUAUUAACACUCCACAAUCUUGCUUUCCCUGUUGACACGAAUGUCGGAAGGAUUGCCGUUAGGCUGGGAUGGGUGCCUCUACAACCCCUCCCUGAAUCACUUCAGUUACACCUGCUGGAGCUGUAUGAAUUACACUACCAGCUGAUUACAUUUGGAAAGGUGUUUUGCACGAAGAGUCGACCAAAUUGUAAUGCAUGUCCAAUGAGAGGAGAAUGCAGACACUUUGCCAGUGCUUAUGCUAGUGCACGACUUGCUUUGCCGGCGCCAGACGAGAGGAGCUUAGCCAGCUCAACUAUUCCGGUCCCUCCUGAGUCCUUUCCUCCUGCAGCCAUCCCGAUGAUGGAACUACCUCCUCCUCUCGAGAGAUCCCUAACAAGGGAAGCACCGUCGAAUGGAAGAAACUGUGAACCAAUAAUAGAAGAGCCGGCCUCGCCCGAGCAAGAAUGCACAGAGAUAACAGAGAGUGACAUUGAAGAUGCGUACUACAAUGAAGAUCCUGACGAGAUCCCAACCAUAAAACUCAACAUAGAACAGUUCGGCAUGACUCUAAGGGAAGUCAUGGAGAGAAACAUGGAGCUCCAAGAAGGUGACAUGUCCAAGGCUUUGGUUGCUUUGAAUCCAGCCACUACUUCUAUUCCAUCUGUCAAACUAAAGAACAUUAGCCGGCUCAGGACAGAGCACCAAGUGUAUGAGCUCCCGGAUUCACAUUCUCUCCUCGAUGGUAUGGAUAAAAGAGAACCAGAUGAUCCAAGUCCUUAUCUCCUAGCUAUUUGGACACCAGGUGAGACAGCGAAUUCGGCUCAACCGCAUGAACAGAAGUGUGGAGGGCAAGCGUCUGGCAAAAUGUGCUUUGACGAGACUUGUUCAGAGUGUAACAGUGUGAGAGAAGCGAACUCACAGACAGUUAGAGGAACUCUUCUGAUACCUUGUCGAACUGCGAUGAGAGGAAGUUUUCCACUCAAUGGGACAUACUUUCAAGUCAACGAGUUAUUUGCAGACCAUGAUUCCAGUCUCAAACCCAUCGAUGUUCCUAGAGAUUGGAUAUGGAAUCUACCUAGAAGAACUGUUUACUUCGGGACAUCAGUAACAUCAAUAUUCAGAGGAUUCGUAUGUGUCCGAGGAUUCGAACAGAAGACAAGAGCACCGCGUCCGCUGAUGGCAAGGUUGCAUUUCCCGGCUAGUAAAUUGAAGAACAACAAAACCUAA